Talaromyces rugulosus is the source of this 1632-nucleotide messenger RNA. RefSeq lists its product as uncharacterized. Gene Ontology annotation, biological process: DNA-templated transcription. The transcript has 5 exons. Gene Ontology annotation, molecular function: DNA binding; zinc ion binding. The record is from RefSeq and is a predicted model, not a curated record. NCBI's taxonomy places the organism in Eukaryota, Fungi, Ascomycota, Eurotiomycetes, Eurotiales, Trichocomaceae. Bases 1 to 1632 code for a protein of 543 amino acids.
AUGCGCAAGUCGACGAUUAGGGCUAAUGGCGGUGCAGACAAAACCAGCUUUACUCCAUCGCCCAAAGUCCCUUAUGAGCAGUAUAGUUUUCUUUCCGCUCGAGGGUUAAAAUCACUUCGAUUUGAGGAACAGUCUUUUCUCGAGAGUUCCGGCUGUCUACAUCUCUUCGAAAAAGAUCUGCUCGAUGCAUUUUUUGUCCCUGUCGAUGUGCUCAGGGAAUGUGGCUUCUCGUCCUUUCUAUCAGCACGAGAUAUUCUACACUCCUAUGCAAAGUUGGUCUACGAUUUUCACGUAGAGACCGAUCCAUGCGUCAUCAGCCAAUCCGCAUUGCUGCUGUCGUAUCAUGCUUCUAGCUCUGAUCAGCUCUCUAACACCAUGUGGCUUUCUAUUGCAAUAGCACACGCUAGAGCGGAUGACUGCCACGAAUUUCAUUGCUUGCCAUUAUCAGAUGCAGCAACAAAAAAUCGCCGGAAACGCUUAUGGUGGUGCUGUAUCCUACGGGAUCGAAACCUAUCUAUGGGUCUGCGGCGUCCAUUACAAAUCUCCUCGUAUGAUUUCAAUUUCAGCCAGCCAUGCUUGACGAAAGAGGACUUUGAAGCCGAAAUUAACGAUCCGAUGUUUUAUUCUUCAGAUAUCAGGACCGAGCAGUGUGAAAUGCUUACCAAAUACUGUCACUUAGCUGUGGCCUUGACUCGCUUGGCAAUGAUCAUUUAUCCCUCCGCUGGACUUAGUCAAUACCGGUUUGAUUCUCGAACUCGACUAGCAGAACAUCUGCGCGGUCUAUAUGACGCUAAAUUGGCGUUUGACCGGUUAAAGGAAGGUUUUAUGCUUCUCCAAGACUGGACGCCAGCUUCCGUAGACUCUAAUCAUUCUAGAUGCGAAUACCAUACCGGGGAAGAGGAGAUAAACCUUUUACAUACCUGUAAAGUCGACCUCGAAGUUGCCGUCUCGCAUAUAUCAACGGAAGUUGAGCGAUUGAGUGUGAAUGGAUCCGCCAAAUAUCUCCCUAUCAAUUCCGUUGCCUACAUUAUUGUUCCUCAAAUCCUUCUAAGUCUGAAUACACGGCUUCCCACAACGUCAGACGAGAAAGUCGAGUCCGAACGCUCAUUGUCAUAUUUUGUGGAUGUUGGAUGUUUAUACAGAGUUCGCUACGAUACCCGGCACAUAACAACGUGCAUAGAAAAAGUGCUCCAUACUUUCGAGCUUUAUCAGCUACAACACCAGAAAAAAGGCUUGACUACAAUAGCCGAAAAGGAAACAUCCCUACAGUCGUUUUGUGAUGUGUUUAUUCAUCAACCAGAUACUUAUGUUUAUAUAUCCGCAAUCUUGGACUAUUCGCUCGCGACGGGGAAAAUGCCCACCGACGAUGAUAGCCCUAUUCCGUACGUGAAGGAGCUCAAAUCUCCGAGGAGCCCCUCCAAAGCCGAAUCGACCCCAUUGCCCAAUUACGAGGCUGAAGCACAAGAGUGUGUUUCUCUGGAAGAACUAAUGACUAGUUUUGAUUUUGAAAAUAGCACAGAGCAUGAUGGCACUGAUUCUUUCAGAGCUUGGUCAGAUCAUGACUUUUUAAAACACUUUGAGAUGACGUCUGCAACCAACAUGCUAGAUGGCAUCGGUUUCUUAGGAGAAUGA